This is a messenger RNA of Glycine soja, 2127 nucleotides long. RefSeq lists its product as uncharacterized. The record is from RefSeq and is a predicted model, not a curated record. The transcript has 7 exons. Gene Ontology annotation, molecular function: nucleic acid binding; zinc ion binding. NCBI's taxonomy places the organism in Eukaryota, Viridiplantae, Streptophyta, Magnoliopsida, Fabales, Fabaceae. Bases 1 to 1887 code for a protein of 628 amino acids.
AUGGUCAAAUCCAAAGGAUACCAUCACCUUUGCGGCACCCUCUUCCUUCCAACACCUAGGUCUCCAAUCGCCCAUUACAAGUUGGAGAAAGAGAAAAUAUGGCGAGAGCUAGAGAAGGAAGGAAUCAGGAGAGAAAUCAUUGCUCGCGAGAUGGCAUUUGCACAACGACGAGAACUGGAAGAUGAAGUGAGAAAAGAACUAGAAUUGGAGAGAACAUUUAGAAUCUCGAUGCAAAGAUCAGAUGGGAUCACAUUUCGAGAACCAAUUUCAGUGUCUUUUAAUCACAGUAUGGGUCCAUUGAAUAAUAUUACCAUGUCUGGAGGGCUACCAUUCCAUUUACUGUCACAAGCUUCUAAGCAAAUUAACAAGGAUAAAGUGAUUAUACUAAUUCCAUUGCAGAAUAAGCCAGAUGAUCAUUGUGGUGAAAAGCGCAAAGCAAUGACACUUGCAAUUGAUGACAAUGAGAGUCUACAGAAGAAAUCCAAGAAGGAGUGGAGUUGCGAGUUGUGUCAAAUUUCUGCAACAAGUUUGAAAGGCUUGAAUGAUAUUCAAGGGAAAAAACAUAAGGCUAACAAAGAAUCCACUAGAACUCAAAAAAUAGGGCUGGAUUCAAGACCAGAAAGUGAAACACUUCAUCCUUGUUUAACACCCGUGGACACAUGCAAACUGGAAUCUAAAGUAAAGGGCCAGGUUGUCCAAACGAGCAAAGGUUUAGGUGAUUUGGACGAUCAAAAUGAAACAACUACUAGUAAACAAGCACAGGAAACAAGCGCACUGUCAAAAGGGAAGAAAUUUGAAUUUUGGUGUGAGCUUUGUCAAGUUCAAACUCAAUCAGAAAUUGUCAUGCAAAGUCAUAAGAAUGGAAAAAAACACUUGACAAAUAUGAAGAAAUUUAACCACAACAAUGAUAGGUGUGACUUUGCAUCAGGUGGCUUUCCUAGCAAUGUUUCAGCGCCUAGAGUUUUCCCAAUGGUCAUGCCGAUCAAUGUCAACGAAGUAUUCCAACGAGAGUUGGAGAAAGAGCAAAUAUGGCGAGAGCUAGAGAAGGAAAAAAUCAGGAGAGAAAUCAUUGCUCGUGAGAUGGCUUUUGCACAACGACGAGAGUUGGAAGACGAAGUGAGAAAGGAAAUGGAAUUAGAGAGAACAUCUAGAAUGUCGAUGCAAAGAUCAGAGGGGAUUGCAUUUCGAGAACCAAUUUCAGAGUCUAUUAAUCAGAGUCGGUUGAAUAACAUUACCAUGUUUGGUGGGCUACCAUUCCAUUUAUCGUCCCAAGCUUCUAAGCAAAUUCACACGGAUAAUAUCCUAUUUGAUAACAAAGAAGCUUCUAAUAGCAAGGAUAAAGUGAUUAUAUUGAAUAAGCCAGAUGAUCAUUGUGGAGAAAAGCGCAAAGCAAUGACACUUGCAAUUGAUGACAAUGAGAGUCUACGGAAGAAAGCCAAGAAGGAGUGGACUUGCGAGUUGUGUCAAAUUUCUACAACAAGUGAGAAAGGCUUGAAUGAUCAUAUUCAAGGGAAAAAACAUAAGGCUAACAAAGAAUCCACUAGAACUCAAAAAAUAGGGCUGGAUUCAAGACCAGAAAGUGAAACACUUCAUCUUUGUUUCACACCCGCGGACACAUGCAAUAUGGAAUCUGAAGAAAAGGGCCAAGUUGUCCCAAAGAGCAAAGGUUUAGGUGAUUUGGACGAUCAAAAUGAAACAACUACUAGUAAACAAGCACAGGAAACAAGCGCACUAUCAAAAGGGAAGAAAUUUGAUUUUUGGUGUGAGCUUUGUCAAGUUCAAACUCAAUCAGAAAUUGUCAUGCAAAGUCAUCAAAAUGGAAAAAAACACUUGAGAAAUAUGAAGAAAUUGAAUCACAACAAUGAUGGUGUUGCAAAUCUUGGAUAACAAUACAACUCAUGUUAUAUGUUGUGUAGUGUGUACCUUCAUAAAUGUUUAUUUCUUUCAUUUAUUAAUGUGCUAUUUUUUGUAUGCUUUAAAAGUUAUGAUUAUAGAGUUAUAUGAUGAGGAACCCAUUUAACCUGGUGUGAAAAAAGCCUGAGGCAUUGCAUCUUUAUUUAAAUGUACAUCCCUGAAAUUGAAGAGAUAAAUUAAAGAAGAAGAAAAAAUAUUAUUUUGAAAAUAAAA